This is a messenger RNA of Melanotaenia boesemani (Boeseman's rainbowfish), 3336 nucleotides long. RefSeq names its product scaffold protein involved in DNA repair (gene spidr). Gene Ontology annotation, biological process: regulation of establishment of protein localization to chromosome; double-strand break repair via homologous recombination. The record is from RefSeq and is a predicted model, not a curated record. The transcript has 20 exons. Bases 172 to 3006 code for a protein of 944 amino acids. Gene Ontology annotation, cellular component: nuclear chromosome; nucleoplasm. NCBI's taxonomy places the organism in Eukaryota, Metazoa, Chordata, Actinopteri, Atheriniformes, Melanotaeniidae.
UUCUUUUUUUAUGUAUAUCUCCGCCUCUUGUUAGCUUCUUGGCUAUCCACCGAGAAGCAUACACCGGCAAACUUUACAAAAUGGGUUAAAGAAUUGGGUUUUCUAACAUGUACUCUGGGAAAGUACGCACAUGUAUUACAACGAUUAUCUUAACUUCAACCGUUUUUCUCUAUGUCUUCUAGAAAGCGUAAAAGAUACUCCAAGGACAUAAAGUGUGUCUUUUUUCCGGAUGAUGUCCAAAACAAUCUCCAGAAAGGGGGGAAGGAGUCUUCAUCACUUUCAUCUGUUUCGUCAGCCAGGUGCUGGAAUAAGUGCGGAGACAGUUUUUUGGGCACACCUGUGAUUAAGAACCUCCAGUCAUCAGGAAGAAAGCUAUCUGCCAUUAGGAAGCUGACUCAGUCACCUGCUUUAGGGGAGAGCAGUACUCCUGGCCGUAAUGAUGACCCAGUACAUAUUGCGUGGAGUUCCAGUGACGGUGAACAGUCUGACGAUGACACCCAGGGGCAGCAUCAGUCCAAAGUUGUUUCACAGCAACAAUGGCAACCUCAAAGAGGGGGGAAACCUACAGCUCCCAUUCAGGCUUAUACCAGUGCAUUGAGCAUGCUCACCACUGAUACAGAUGACCUUCCUGUUAUAGACACAGACAGUGAUCUGGAUGAGUCUGGGAAGGAUGUCGAAAAGGAUACUGGGCAACAAAUCUCAGAUUGUGAGUCAGACUCUGCUGAUGAAAAACCGAAAGGCUUUCCUCUUAAAUCUGCAAAUGUCAAGAAGUUUAAGAUCUCAGGUUACGUGUCUGAUGGAGAGGAUAUUGGCAGCACAUUGGCCUCCAGCAAACUGGACUCUGAGAUCUUUCCUCUCCAAACUGGUGAGGGCAGCAAAAGGUCAGUUAGUGACUGGGUGAGGUCUGCUCAGGCGAUGCUUCAGACCCCUCAAAAGCCGAUUGACAGCCAUCCCAAGACCCCAGAAGACUCCGCCAAAAAGAGAAGAAAGUUUCAGAGUGGAGGUCUGGCAGAGAGGCUGAGUCGACUUCAAUGCAGACAGAGGUCAGCUAUCAGUUUCUGGAGGCACGAGUCCAUCUCUGACACCUCAGCAGCAACAACCAAAACAGUGGACAGGCCUGGGGUGCUGGUUCUGGAGGUGCUGGAGGUCCAUGAGGAGUGCAGCUUGCAACUGGCGCACUGUGAGCACCAUCAGCCCCCCAGAGAGGGCCACCAGCACAGCAACCCUGUCUCCAAGGAGAGAACUUGUAUGUUGGUGUUAUUCAACAGAGAGACAGCAGCCCAGCUGAUUGCUGCACCCAGAGAUAUCAUCCACAUAUAUCCUCCAUGGCAAAGUCUUUCUGUAGAGGGCUUCAGCUAUCCUGUCAUUCUGAACACACACUUCAGUCAGAAAGUCUACUCUGCUUCCAAACCAGCCAACACGUCUUUUCCAAGAGUUUGGUCCUCUCCAGAGAGGUGCAUCCCAUAUCAUUUGGGUAAAAUAUUUGGUCUGCUGGAUGAGUGCAGGACCAAAGACGAUAGCAUGGCCAAGCAGGUUACUGCCUCUGAUGCUCUGUGCAGAUUUGGAGGUUCGGGAGUUUUGACGAGACACUGUAUCUCUCUCCUGGAAGCUAUUGAAGGACUUGGCCAGGCUGGCUCCGUGGAACAGGAUGUGGAGGUGGUUGUCCAGAGAGUUUACUCCAUCCCUUUGGCUGACUGCUCUCCCGUGUCCAUUCUCAAACAUAAAAUCCCCCUGCGAUCCUCCACAGCUCCUCCUCCUGCAGAGAAAGGCAAAACCAGGUUAUGUGUGCUUGUCCAGGACGGCUACGGGACAUUCAGCGUGGUCCAGCUCCAUCCCCUGCCUUGUAGUGACGAGCUCCACCAGUACUGCCAGAUGUGGCAGGGGAGGUCAUGUGUGCUGAGAAGCAUCAAAGUGGUGCAGCGGGUCACUCGAGAAAGGCGCUCCAGGCUUUUCAGCUUGAUAGACAGCCUGUGGCCCCCAGCAGUGCCUCUUCAAGUUCACGGAAACUCACUCAGUAUUCCCAGUGAAAGCAGACCUCCAGGUCCAGCUCCAAGGUUCUGUUACCUGCUGUCAGGUCAGCAGAGUUCAGUUGAACCAACUGAGGGUCAAACUGUGUCCCCGCUCUACCUACACCCCACAAACCGAACCUUACGAGACAUACUGGAGAGUGAAAUGAAAACUUGCCGCUGCAGUUUUGUUGCCACAGUUUUAUACAAAAGAAUGCAGAGCACUGAUAUAGGGCAGGGUGAGGUGUGGUUGGUGCUUACAGACCCCAGUCUUCAGGAGGAGCAACCCAAGAGCCCAUGCAAGCGAACAGUGGCUGUGUGUGUGAGCACUUCCUGUGUGCUCACUUCCUCCGUCCUUGAAGCACUGAAUUCCCCCACUGUCUGUCACAUGUCUUUCAGAGAUGCCAUCGAAGAACAUGAUCUUCUCCUCUGUGUGGAGCAGUCUGUUAUUGAGGUGUGCUCUGUUCAUCCUGAGGCAAGCAUAAAGUCCACAACAACGCCAGACUCCCUUUCACAGCCUGUGACAGAGCCCCAGGUAGAGACCAUGCCACGACCUGUGAGACUGGAUCCCCUGAGUCUGGAGACCACACCCAACUCACUCUGCACUCUCACAGGGGUUAUAGUUGGUGUGGAUGAGAAUACAGCAUAUUCUUGGCCUACCUGCAAUUUUUGUGGAAGUGACAACUUAAAAUUGUCAACUAAAAGACCUCAAAACUUCCACUGUGUUUCUUGUAAAUCAACGGUGGACAAACCAGACACAAAGGUCCAGCUAGAAGUGUUCCUCACAUCUUCCUCAUUAAGUAGCUGCACCAUAAAGGUUAAGCUGCAACAAAAAACUAUCAUGUCUGUCCUGAACACCACAGCACUGCAAGGAGAUGAGUUCCAGGGUUGCGAUGUGGAGACUGUCCUGGGAAAAGAGGUGGGUCCCAUCCCUGUUUAUGUCAGAGUCAUCACCAGAAAGCCGGCCCUCUGGGUUGGCCUGGAAGAGGUAUGCCUGUGAGGAUUCAGCUGCCCCCGAGGAUCUGCACGUUGGACCUUGGUCUGAGCCAGUUUAUCCUCCUCUUCCCCCCUCUGAAGGCCUCUCUGACAGCUUGAGGCUGUGCUGAAGACAAGGCCUUGUCUAUGUUAAUGAUAUGUGAUCCUGUGCAGCAGGAGUUGACAGCCCAAGGGUAGGCCAGUGGCAUGCAGUCAGUCAAAUCAACCCACGUGGUUCAUUAACUUAGAUAUGACUCUCAGAGCAGGACUUUUAGCUUUAAAAAAAAAUCCAGCCUGUUUACCUCUGUAUUUGACAUUACUGAUGCUGUCAAUAAAAGCUUCAUUUUUUUGCUGA